ACGAGUGCGAAGGAGUUCCAAAUGGUCUUGGCGCGGAGAGGUAGAGUGACUUUGUAUCAAAUUGAUCCGAAGCACCGGGUGCAGAUGAUAUACUGACGCUAAGAGAAACAGGCUAUCUCGAGGAGCUGGACAACUGAGCAAGCAAUCUAAGUAGAAAGAAAUGAUGUGGCGCCCCACGGUAUGUGGCUUGCAAUAAAAAGUGCCCGCACUACUUCGGCGGACUUGAGUAAGUACCUAGUCCAACAAACACAGUCCUGAUAGCGUGCCACCGCAAAGUUGCGGCUGCGUGCCACGGACACCGGAGCCGAUGAAACCGAGGCGAUAAAAAGCGAGAAAUCCGCUUUGAGUUUAUAAAACCUCCUUCCGAGCGGAACAUCAACAUCUCAGUAAGACAGCCACCACUUCUUACUUCAACUUCUUAUAGCGGAGGACGCGAUGAAGAAGACAAGAAGGGCCUCGGUUCCAGUAUCGAAGAAGCCGACGGGUGCUAAGGCUAGCAAAAAGACCAGGGCAAGGAAUGCGUCAGUGUCCGUAGGGAAGAAGCAGUCGGGUCGUCGGGCUGGUGUUUCUUCUGCAGGAGGCAGGUCCAAGUCGGUGGAGAACAAAAUGAAACGAUCCAAUAAAACAUCCAGCAAAACAUCGCACAAAAUGUCGAAGAAAACAGCGCCCAAGAAGAAGUUCCGAUGCACUUUCUGUGAUCUGUACCAUCUACAACAAACCGCACUCGUGCAUAAGCUUCUAGCGUCAGUGGUAUUACACUUCGUCGGCUGUGCCUCAUGAAAAGGAAAAAAGUGCGACUACCUCUUCUUGAUAGUGCCUCCACUAUCAAGUUGAUUUUGUAGCAGCGCAGGAAAUACUUAAUUUAUGCAAGCGCGCGAAACUGUUGUUGUGCAUAUUCGUUGGACUGCAAACUUGAAUUCGCAUAUGCCGUAUUGCAAGGGAGGUUUGGAUUGCCUGCACUGUGUAUGAUGUACAGAGUGUUCCCAGAACCAAUUCCACACUCAAAAGAUGAAGGUUUUUUAGCUGAUGAAAGAUUGAUUUGAUUUUUGCUCUUGCAUGAUCUUAGAUUCAUAGUUGAAUGUGCGUGGGGUGAGUUCUGGAAGUUAUUUCGCAGUUCAUACCUCGCCCACACGGCGCCACAUGGACGCUGGAUGGUGACAAACAAGACGGAUCAUGCGAGAUACUUCUGCAUAGCGAGAGCUUGCAAAGUAGUGAACGGGGAACAGCAGGAGGACGCUGCAGCAGCGCUGCCGGACGCUGCAGAAGCCCUGCCGGUGACGCCAAAAUGGACCUACGCACAGUUUCCCUUCAUGGCCACACUUCUCGUCGCUGCGGCCGUCACUAUCUUCUACCAGAACAAAAACUUCAGCCCGCACCCCGCGCACUACAAAGAGGAGUGCAGGAACAAGUCGUCGAAUUUUCAUUCAAAAUCGAUGCACGUCAACUUCGUUCUUCUCUCUUUCUUUCUGGUAGUGCAAGCAACUUCGAAUCCAUGAAAUGGCAGUGGCCAUUUGGAGUCCCAAGUUUUCCCAAUUUAUCUGAUGCGUCCCUAGCUGCACUCGUCCGAGCUUGCCUGGGGAAGUUUUUUCGAUUAAUAUUUUCGCGGUUUUCACUUUCGGGAACAAGGAAUCCGGCCAGAAGCCGGGCCACCAGGGUGGUACCACUGAGGGUACUAUUUUUCUCAUGCAAAACUAAUGCUUCAUGCUCAUACUCAUGGUGAUGGCGCAAGGGCGGUCUUUGCUUUUUCUGGUGAUGCAGACCACGCGCACUUGCAUAUAAUAAAGGCAAAGAAAGAUUGACAUUGGAAAAACUGAUGAAAACGAAAAACAACCAGCGCUCACAAACGGGACAUCGUACCUGGAAUGGAACAACGAAACAUCGAGCCUCUCGGCCAAUUGCACCGGUAGUGCGCCGGACCCCAACAACACAUGGAACUCCACAUCAUACUGCACCCCCGGACUCCAACACGUGGAGCUCGACAUCAAAUCUGCGCCGCUUUUCAACACGUCUCUACUGAAUGAGAGCGCGGUCGUCAGCGAGCAGCCGGAACUGGGUCGAGGAGUCAGCAGCGAAUCAGGUGCAAAAGCAAAUGAUGAGAAGUCCGCACUGCAGGACGGCCUCUCUGUCACGCAUGCUCCAGUCUCUCGCGGCCUAUGCAAUCACAACGUCCCAUAGUCCUUCAUUAGCUUGGUCAUAUCGAGUUCAGUUUUCAUUCCUUUUCGUCUGUUGCUGGUGAUGGGCUCCUUCUUACGUGCAUGACCGACACUUACAACUAGAUUUUUUGACAAAUACCCAGCUUUUCUUGGGCUCGAGCUGUACAGCUUUAAAUAAAUAUGUCGAGCAGGAGUUGUAGAAGUUGAUAGGAGAGGGGGGGGAAAUUACGGUCAUCUACUUACAUGAAAUUUGUGCCCGAGCGACGAAUUUGUAUUGCACGUGUGCUGGCGCCGUCACCGAAACCGGUGAUGAGCUGGUUACUUACACACGAUAUGAAAACCUGCAUUUUUAUCGGAUUCUGGGGCCGCAUUGCACUGCAUAGUUUUACUUCGCUGCCGUGACGGACUACUUUUCGGCGGCCUGGAAACGCCAGCAGGCAUCUUGGAACAGACCACGAGUUAACGGGCAAAUAAAGGUAUUCGUUUGUUGGUUCCUGUCAGAUAGAAAGGUGCUCCGUGCACCCACUUUUAUCUUUGAACCAGAUGAAAAAAUCUUGAGAAGGCUGUCAUCAUGAUCACACACUCAGAACAAACAAAUCUCAGGCUGCUCUGAUCGAAAAGAAAAAGGCGCUGGGAAAACAACAGACGCACGGCUCGGACGCCGCCUCCAGCCCCAACGAACCCUCCGCACCCAAAAUGGAACAGUCGGAUCCAGCGCGGAACAGUGAGUCUGCUUUGACCACCGGCCAGCACAUGCUGAACAAAGACGAAAUAGUGGAUGCUGGAAAACCUGAGAACGAUAAGGACCAGCAGGGGUGGACGGCCUGGAUGGGAUGGUCGUGA
Messenger RNA from Amoebophrya sp. A120, 2996 nucleotides. NCBI's taxonomy places the organism in Eukaryota, Dinophyceae, Syndiniales, Amoebophryaceae. The record is from the annotation of a GenBank genome assembly.